This is a messenger RNA of Ctenopharyngodon idella (grass carp), 1445 nucleotides long. Its product is annotated as dual specificity protein phosphatase 26-like. Gene Ontology annotation, cellular component: cytoplasm. Gene Ontology annotation, biological process: negative regulation of MAPK cascade; protein dephosphorylation. Gene Ontology annotation, molecular function: MAP kinase phosphatase activity; protein tyrosine/serine/threonine phosphatase activity. Lineage: Eukaryota; Metazoa; Chordata; Actinopteri; Cypriniformes; Xenocyprididae. The transcript is spliced from 3 exons. The coding region runs from base 245 to 820 and encodes 191 amino acids. The record is from RefSeq and is a predicted model, not a curated record.
CAGGCACAAUGUGAAAGAUAUCCAACUCCCUAGUCCUAAAAUAACCCUCUGCACUGGAAUCCAAAAUACGACCUUUCUUUAAAGCAGACUAUAAACUGACAGUUUGAAUAACUUUAACAGGCGUAACGUUAUACGGACUUCAUAUUAUGUCGUCGUGUAGCCUACUUAGAUCAAGCGGAACAACUUCGUGAGGCCAAUAGCCUACCAAAAGAAGUGGACAUUAAAUGCCUAUUUACAUCUUCAAAUGUCUUUCAGGUCGAAAUAUUCAGAAGAUACCUUAAGUUCAGCUAAAGCGGAGAUUGAUUUCACCUCUCCCGUUUUAGCUUUAAAGCAGAUUGAACGUCUUCUAUCAACAGGAAGAGCCAUAAACAGUAAUGCAGAUGAAGUCUGGCCCAAUCUUUACAUCGGCAACAUAGAUAUAGCUGAGAAUUGUGCAGAGGUGAGAAGGUGUGGCUUCACCCAUGUCCUGAACUGCACCCACAGCUCCAGACAUGGUGGCAAGAUUUAUGAUGGCAAGGGCAUCACAUACAUGGGAAUAGACGCACAAGAUUCACCCACGUAUGACAUGAGUGCCCACUUUAACAAUGGGGCUGAGUUUAUACAUAGAGCACUUAAUGAGGGAGGCAAGAUCCUGGUUCACUGUCACGUUGGAAUAAGUCGAUCAGCAACUAUAGUUUUGGCAUAUCUCAUGCUGAAACAAAACAUGACGCUGGUGGAGGCAAUCAAGAAGGUAAAAGAGGAAAGAGGCAUCUACCCCAACCAAGGCUUCCUCAGGCAACUGAUCAACCUUCACAUUAAAUUAUAUGGCUGUAGAAACUAGAUGCACGAUCACCAUUAGUUAAAAUGAAAAUUGAGGGAAGAGAAUAAAUAUGGAUCAAUGUGCGUUUUAAUAUUUUUAGGGCAGUAACUUUGAGCAGCUUGUUCAUUUGGUCCAUUUCCCUGCUUUGUAUGGGUUUAAAUGAACGUAUUAAAAUACCUGACAACGUAUUAUCUCUCUUGCUUUUUUUUUUUUACUGAAUAAAACAUAUGAACUAUGACAUAUGAAUACUGAACAUAUACUCAAAUGCAAAUAUUGAACAUAAUGCAAAUAUUAAACAUAUGAGCAAUUAUGCAUAUAAAAAUAAAAUAAAAAAGAACAAGAAAAGAAAAAAAUCUACAUAAAUAAACAAAUAAAAGGUUAAAAAUAAAUAAAUAGCCUACAUUGUAGAGCUCACAAAAGUUUUUAUAGUUUUCUUAUUCAAAAAGUCUUUGUUACUGUCUAUGUACAGCCUUUCUUCAGUCAACAAAACCAUAAAGUUGGGUUUUUUAUAAAUAAGAAAUUUGGACAUUAAUAUUAAUUAAAUUAAUUAAAUAAAAGCACUUCUCACCCUCUUUAGAAUAUGCAGUGAAGCCAAAAAGUACACUACCCCAUAAAAGGUCUUAAACACCGAAUAUUUUCAUUGAUA